UGAUUACAAGGCAUGGUUUAUUGAUUGGAGGGAUGAAGGAAGGAUACAUUUGGAAAAGGUGAUGUAAAAACUAAAGAUAGAAAUUUAAAAAAAAUUUUCAAUAAGAGAACAUGGGUGCAUUUCUCUCUGGUUGCACAAAAAUACUGUUUAUGAGGUUCUUUGUAAGUGGUAAACUGCUAUAUAAGUGUCAGUUAUUGUUUAUUAUUAGUUAUCUGCACCAGCAGAAAAAGGGCCACAGCAAUGAAGUCAUAGAUUUAUGGAAGCAUCAAAAUAUAAUUACAAUCAAAAGUUAGAUGCAGAUAUUAUAGCUAUAAUGGGCAUUCCUCUGUCGAACACUACACCUGUCUUUCCUUGAGCUUUGUUAAAGGAUCAGAUGAUCUGCACUGAGAUGGCGUCCUUUCCUAGAGAGUCUAAUCCCUAAUGAUUCCAGUUAGCCAAACAGUCCCUACUCCUACAAGGUAAUGGGGUAAAGAAGAGGACCCCGCGUUUCUCUCCUGAAAAUGGGGCACUCUGCCACAGGAUUGCCCCUUCGUUCGGCCUUAUUACUCUUCUUUAUCACUCUCCCUCUCCUAAUACCAAGCCCCUUCUCCCUUGGCUUGGGCCCCGAGAUAAGCCGAAGGGGUGGGGGUAGUCCCACAUCCCUCUAUCCACCGGGGGAUGGCUCCAAUCCAGGAAAAACAGCUGGCUUAGGAAACACUGUGAGUGGAGAGAGCUCCGCAGUCCCCAUUCUACUAACCUGAGCCAUCUGGUGAUAAAGACAGAAACACGGGAGGGGGAGAAGGUUAUGGAAGAGAAAAGAUCCUGGGGUCUUGGGAGAAGAGAAGAGGCCGAGAAGAGGGGUAACUUGUACCCUCGCUUUGUCUAGGACUGCAGGUAUUUUCCACUUUAAGAAGCAAUCCAACUGGGGGCCAGAGGGCGGCAGCGAGCACCAGCGCCGGGCUGGAGACGCGGGGCGCAGCGGGCUGUGCGCGCCGCGGCGGCACCUCCUCUCUCCAGAGCUGACAGGCAGCAGGUGGGCGGAGUGGAGGCCGGGGCGGUGGCGGGGCGGACGCCACCGGCUCCGAUGCUGCGAGGCUGCUCGUCCGGGUCGGUGCUCGCGGGAGGAGGAGGAGGAGAGGGAGGAGAAGAAGGCUCCGUCAGCGUAGGGUCUACGCCAUGGACUUCAACAUGAAGAAGCUGGCGUCGGACGCGGGCAUCUUCUUCACCAGGGCGGUGCAGUUCACUGAAGAGAAGUUUGGGCAGGCAGAGAAGACAGAACUAGAUGCUCACUUUGAAAACCUCCUGGCCCGGGCAGACAGCACUAAGAACUGGACGGAAAAGAUUCUUCGCCAGACAGAGGUGCUGCUGCAGCCAAAUCCUAGACCCAGAUGCCAGUUCCUUGCAAAUAGUGCCCGGGUGGAAGAGUUCCUCUAUGAGAAGCUGGACAGGAAGGUUCCCUCUCGAGUCACCAACGGGGAGCUGCUGGCCCAGUACAUGUCAGAGGCUGCCAAUGAGCUGGGGCCAGAGACGCCCUAUGGGAAGACCCUGAUCAAGGUUGGGGAGACUGAGAAGCGCCUUGGGGCAGCAGAGCGAGACUUCAUCCACUCCGCUUCCAUCAACUUUUUGACUCCUCUACGCAACUUCUUGGAAGGGGAUUGGAGGACAAUCUCGAAAGAGAGACGGAUUCUUCAGAACCGGCGCCUGGAUCUUGAUGCCAGCAAAGCCAGACUGAAAAAGGCCAAAGCAGCUGAGGCCAAAGCUGCGUGUGAGGGAGAUGCCGUGCCUGAUUUUCAGGAGACUAGACCUCGUAAUUACAUUCUCUCUGCCAGCGCAUCCGCGCUGUGGAGUGAUGAGGUAGAUAAGGCAGAGCAAGAACUUCGUGUGGCCCAGACAGAGUUUGAUCGACAGGCAGAGGUGACUCGUCUCCUGUUAGAAGGAAUCAGUAGUACCCACGUGAAUCACCUUCGAUGCCUCCAGGAGUUUGUGGAGUCUCAGGCCACGUAUUAUGCCCAGUGCUAUCGACACAUGCUGGACCUUCAGAAACAGCUGGGCAGCACUCAAGGAGUGAUAUUUCCGGGCACCUUCGUGGGCAACACUGAACCUGCCUCCUCACCUUUGAGCAGUGCCUCCCUGGCAACAGCUGCUGCCACCAUCCCGGUGGUGCCCACUGUGGUAGGCAUGUCCUCCACAGGAGAAGCUGCCAUCAGCUUGGAUGAUGUGGCUCCACCUGCUAGUGGUACCCGAAAGGCCCGGGUGUUAUAUGACUAUGAGGCAGGGGACAGCAGUGAACUGGCUCUACUGGCUGAUGAGCUCAUUACAGUCUACAGCCUUCCUGGAAUGGAUCCUGACUGGCUCAUAGGGGAGAGAGGCAACAGGAAGGGGAAAGUGCCCGUCACCUACUUAGAACUGCUCAGUUAAGCAGGGCUCUGGGCUCACCUUCUGAGGGCUGCCACGGCUCCCCACACCUUCUCCCAUCACUUCCCACUUUCACCCUCAGGUGGGAGAGAGAAGGUGGGGGAAGGAAAAGGGUGCUGUCCCUUUACUCCUCUCGCUUCAUCCUACUGUCUGUGCAUUCAUGACCUUGCCCAGAUCCUGGCCCAGGGUGAAAGCUGUGUGUCCUCCCUUCACUGUCACAUACAUUCCAUCAGGGAACAAAGGGGUCUCAAAGUCACUCCUAGUCCCUGAUUGUGCUUCUUCCCUUCCACUUGAGGGACAGAACACUGAAGGCGCCCCCCCCCCCCCGCCCCUUACUGCUUUUCUCAGCCCUCCUGCCUCUGCCUCUAAGCUUACUGAAGGAAGUAGAUAGCCAGGGCUCGAGGGAGGAAGCUAGGCCUUGGUUGGGGAAUCUAGAGAGAGGCUAAGAGCCAUAUGAGUUGGGGAAGAGCCUGGGCCCUGAGGAAAAAAAUCGGUCUUGCAUGCAAACCUUCCUGCUACCUUAAGAUAACUUGCUUUGAAAGCAGGAGGUCCUCACUGGUGCUUAUGGCUGCGGGGCCAAAAGCCCCUUGGGAUAUUGUAAUUACCACUUCUUCUGGAGUCCAGGCUUUGGCUAAAUCCCUUAAUUGCCAAAAAGAAAAAGGGGCAGUUAAGUACUGCCUAUGUGGGCCCUUGAGGGCCAAGGGGGGUGGGCAUUGUAAUGAAAGUGAUCUGGGCUGCUCUCAAACAAGGAAGUUGGAGAAUGCUCCUCACUCACCUUCCUAACCCACACCCCAUCCUAAUCCCUAGGGGUCAUCACAGGGACAGGGACUGUGGUGGUCUGGGUGGUCUCCUUUACCACUGUAAUUUCAGUCAAUACACCUUAAGCGCAGCACCCUUCCUCUUGCCCCUCAGGUAGGUAGUCAGGCAAGGUCCCUUUUGAGGUCCAUCCCUUUGCUCUGUCUCUAGGCCUCUCUCACACUCACUUUUUAACUGGCAUUUUUACUCCUGUGUCAAUGCCUGGCUGCUCGGCCUCUUGUGAAUGAUAAUAAACCAUCUGUAGUGCACAA
Dromiciops gliroides (monito del monte) is the source of this 3461-nucleotide messenger RNA. RefSeq names its product SH3 domain containing GRB2 like, endophilin B2 (gene SH3GLB2). Gene Ontology annotation, cellular component: membrane; cytoplasm. The coding region runs from base 1156 to 2397 and encodes 413 amino acids. Gene Ontology annotation, molecular function: protein binding. NCBI's taxonomy places the organism in Eukaryota, Metazoa, Chordata, Mammalia, Microbiotheria, Microbiotheriidae. The transcript is spliced from 14 exons. Gene Ontology annotation, biological process: membrane organization. The record is from RefSeq and is a predicted model, not a curated record.